AUGCCUUUGGUACUCUACUCUUUGCUCAUCACCCUGUGCAACGGUAAGUGGGGAACUUUGCCUUUUUCAUUCUGGUCUUUCGCAUUUAUUUUAUGAGUAUGUGUUUUGGGAUAACACGGGGGAUAUACCUGGGCAAUCUCUUUUAAAGGUGAUGUGGACCUGUGCUUUGCAGGUUGGUGCUUCAUCAGUGAGGCUUCUGUGGCAGUCCCAGAUGUUGCUGUGAGAUGUGCUGAAGAAGUCUUGCUGCCCUGUAAAGUUCUUCGGGACUCCUCCAUUGCCUACCAGACGGCAUCUUGGUAUAAAAUGGCAGGAGAUGGCAAAGGAAUAGCAUGGAAAAUCCUUGAUGUGGAAUCUCAUUAUACAAAAGCACUUGGGGGGUCCCUGGAGCUCUCCAAUGACACCUUCUUUUCUCUGAGGAUCAAAAACACAACCAGGCAAAACAGUGGGACAUAUAAGUGCACUUUGGGGGAACACAGUGGAGAACAUAAUCUGAGCAGUGUGGUCACUUUAAAAGUAACAGGUUGUCCUGGAAUAGAAGAUGAAAAAUUAAAAAAAUACAAAGCUGAACUUUUCAUGCUGACUUGCCUUGGGAUUUUUUACUUGCUGCUCAUCUUAUUUACCUGUACAUGUCUAAGAAAAGAGAGUAUGUCUCCCAAUUAUCAAAAAACCAGACUAGAUAUGAAACACAUGCUCACGCUCAUCAGUUUACAAGAAAUGACAACUUUCCAGGAUAAAAACAGUGACAGCACUUGCAAAAAGGAGCUUACUUCAAGUUUUGUCUAA
Messenger RNA from Chaetura pelagica (chimney swift), 783 nucleotides. It is a transcript of the gene CD83, whose product is annotated as CD83 molecule. The transcript has 4 exons. The record is from RefSeq and is a predicted model, not a curated record. Lineage: Eukaryota; Metazoa; Chordata; Aves; Apodiformes; Apodidae.